CUUUGUAGAAGAGUGUGCUUUAGUUUUACUGAACUUUUUGGUCGUCAUUUGGCCAUAAAUAUGACUGAGAAUGAACACUUAUAGGUUACACGAAAACUGAAAGGGGAAAAAUAGGAUACCAUGGCGAAUACCGCAGAAGGAUUAUUUUAUAGGUUACUUAUACAUAGACCCAUCUUAUAAGUAGGAUAUUAUUAUAUGAGAAUUUAGUGUUCAAUUUAUGGGAUCCCCAUCCAUCUCAAAUUCUAUCACGGUAUCGUCCAUUUAUUCCAACACAUUAAUCUCAACUCCGCCGACGUAAAAUGUAAACAUGACCCAAAUGGGACAUUGACAAUGGAAAAUGAUAUUAAAACCACAUUCCAGGGUAGUAGAGGUAUGCUUGUUUUGUUCUCUGCGUAGAAGUCUCCGUCCUCAGUACAAGAAAGCAUCAUCUGCUGCCGUCAGUUAUGUUUAUGGCUGCAGAAAGAAGACGCACUGCCUUCCUCACCAUCCAUCUACGCGCAAAUUCCAAAGGGAUUAAGUAGACGAUGCCGUUUCAGUUAUAACAAAGGGCCAGCAAAACAACGCUCCAGAUUAAAGUUUCCAACGGCUCUCCCUCUUUCUGCUUCAACAAACCAGCAGCGCACUCCCAUGGCGGGGCAGCUGCAGCACUCUACAUAUUAUUUUCUGCAAUUUCAAUUCAAUUUAAGAUUACUUCUUGUUAUAGCGGCUACGGUUACUCUUAUAUAGCUUGGUUGUAAAGACCCAUUCAGUCAUGUAAUGAAUUAGCCUUAAUUUCUCUAGUUUCAGCUUUUUGCAAUCUCUACUAUCUUCAUCUUCAUCUUCACCUCUCUUAAUUCAAGGAAAAAUCACUACAGAGUGUGAGACACGUUAAACAAUACAUCCCGACAAUCCUUAUCCUCUCACCCGUGUCUCAUUCAGAGACUACCGCAAAGCAGUUAAUGAUAUGUGCCGGCACUCACAUGCAGAGGGGUCACACUUCACACGCAGCCCCGAAAUCGCUCUUAACUGUUUUUCCGGGAAUAGCUUCUUUUCUUUUUCUUUUUCUUUUUUCAAUAUCUUUCAUCAGAAAGUCACGAUUGUUGUCGGUUAAUUGUAAACCUAUUUGAACUUCUGGCCGGCUCAUAAAUGAAAGGCCAAGUCAAUGAAUAGUUGUCCUUUUUCCUUGUCUGUAUCUUCCAUAGUGACCUCCGCAUCACUUUUCUUGGAGUACCCGUAUGCACCAAUUUAUGUUUUAUAAGAACCCUUCAAGGGGAAUUCUUGGUUGGAUUUGGAAAUGGGAAGCUUCGCACUAUUUCUUUCAGCCUUAUUGUGCAUUGCAUCUGCUCUUUCUUCAUAUGGGAUUGUGGGCGUUGAAGGGUACCUCAAGUACGACACUGGGAGUGGCAUUGUGGACGGGAAAUUGAAUGUUCACUUGGUUGCUCACUCACAUGAUGAUGUGGGCUGGCUCAAGACUAUUGAUCAGUACUAUGUUGGAUCCAAUAACAGUAUUCAGGGUGCAUGUGUGGAAAAUACCCUGGACUCGGUUGUCAUGGCUUUGCGCCGUGAUCCCAGCAGGAAAUUUAUCUUUGCUGAAAUGGCAUUUUUCAGUAGGUGGUGGGAAGAGCAAAGUGUAGAAAUUCAACAAGAAGUGAGAAAGCUGGUUGAUGCUGGCCGCUUGGAGUUUGUAAAUGGUGGAUGGUGUAUGCAUGAUGAAGCAACUACUCAUUAUAUAGACAUGAUUGACCAAACAACUCUAGGCCAUCAACUGAUAAAGAGUCAGUUUAAUAAGACUCCUCGUGCUGGAUGGCAGAUUGAUCCAUUUGGGCACUCAGCAGUGCAAGCUUACCUCCUAGGAGCUGAGCUAGGAUUUGAUUCUGUUCAUUUUGCACGGGUUGAUUACCAAGACAGAGCAAAACGAAAGGGAGAUAAAUCUCUUGAAGUCAUAUGGCAGGGAUCCCGGACAUUUGGUUCCUCUUCUCAGAUAUUUGCCAAUGCAUUUCCUGUUCACUAUAGUCCACCAGAAGGGUUUCAUUUUGAAGUAAACGAUUACUUCAACCCAGUGCAGGAUAAUCCUCUCCUUUUUGACUUUAAUGUUGAAGUACGAGUUAAUGAUUUUAUUGCUGCAGCCAUGAUUCAGGCAAAUGUCACGAGAACCAACCAUAUUAUGUGGACUAUGGGAGAUGACUUCCAAUAUCAAUAUGCUGAGUCCUGGUUCAAGCAGAUGGACAAACUUAUUCAUUAUGUUAACAAGGAUGGUCGGGUUAAUGCAUUAUAUUCUACACCAUCAAUAUACACAGAUGCAAAAUAUGCUGCCAAUGAAACUUGGCCUCUGAAGCUUGAUGAUUAUUUCCCAUAUGCAGACAGUCCUAAUGCCUAUUGGACAGGCUUUUAUACAAGUCGCCCUGCCCUCAAAAGAUACAUUCGUUUGCUGAGUGGAUAUUAUCUGGCAGCUCGUCAAAUUGAAUAUCUAAUGGGAAGGAGAUCAACUGGCAAUGCUAAUACUGAUGGCCUAGGUAAUGCUUUAGGAAUUGCACAGCAUCACGACGCUGUUACUGGUACUGCUAAACAGCACACUACUAAUGACUAUGCAAAACGCUUGGCCAUUGGAGCCUCAGAGGCAGAAACUGUCGUGGAUUCGGCUUUGUCAUGUCUGGUUGAUUCAAAGUUGAACGGCCAGUGUGCUGGAUCAACAGUGAUAUUUAGCCAGUGUCAGUUACUCAAUAUAAGUUUCUGUCCAUCAACCGAGAAAGAUUUUUCCCAAGGAAAGAGUUUGGUUGUUGUGGCAUACAACUCACUUGGAUGGAACCGUACUGAUAUUAUAAGGAUUCCUGUUAAUGAUCAUGAUCUUGUCGUCAAAGAUUCUACGGGGGAAGUUGUUGAGUCUCAAUAUGUAAAAGUGGAUAAUGUGACAAGCAAACUGAGAAAGUUCUAUGUGGAGGCAUAUACUGGAAUUUCAGACAGACAUGCUAUAAAAUAUUGGCUUGUCUUUUCAGCAUCCGUGCCACCUUUGGGUUGGAAUACUUACUUCAUUUCUAAAGAAUCUCAAAAAGGAAACAGAAGACAUGGUUUUAUGUCUACGAUGGAUCUUCCAAAAAAGGAAACUAUUGAAAUUGGGCCCGGAAACUUGAAACUGUCAUUUUCCUCGUCAUCUGGGCAACUUAAGCGAAUGUUCAAUUCUAAAACAGGAAUUGAUAUACCAGUACAGCAGAGCUAUCUUUGGUAUGCAUCAAGCCCGGGAGAUGCAGAUCCUCAAGCUUCUGGUGCAUACAUUUUCCGACCUAAUGGAUCACCUCCUUCAGUGGUCUCCAGAUCAGUUCCUCUGAAGAUCAUUCGGGGGCCACUAGUUGAUGAAGUUCAUCAGCAAUUCAGUUCAUGGAUCUACCAGAUAAUUAGAGUUUACAGAGACAAAGAUCAUGCUGAAGUUGAAUUCACGAUCGGUCCAAUUCCCACCGAUGACAGCAUUGGAAAAGAGGUUAUUACAAGAUUGACUGCUAAUAUGGUCACUGAUAAAGUGUUCUAUACUGAUUCCAACGCAAGAGACUUUCUAAAACGGGUUAGAGAUUACAGAGCCGACUGGCCUCUCACAGUUACUCAACCUGUUGCAGGGAAUUACUAUCCCAUCAAUCUUGGAAUUUACAUAGAGGAUAACAAGUCCGAACUCUCUGUUCUCGUUGACCGGGCUACUGGAGGAUCCAGCAUCAAUGAUGGAGAAGUCGAGUUGAUGCUACACAGGCGUAUGAUCACUGAUGAUGCUAGAGGAGUAGGUGAAGCCCUCGACGAGUUAGUGUGUGUCAAUAACACAUGUGAAGGACUCACGGUUCGAGGAAAUUAUUAUAUCAGCAUCAAUGAGCUUGGUGCUGGAGCGCGUUGGAGACGAACGACGGGCCAAGAAAUAUAUUCGCCCCUUCUUUUAGCCUUUACACAUGAGGACUCAAGGAAAUGGAAAUCUUCACACUCAACAACCGCCACAUCCAUGGAAGCAAACUAUAGUUUACCUUUUAACGUUGCAUUAAUUACUCUCCAGGAGUUGGUUGAUGGAAGUGUGCUCGUUCGUUUAGCACAUCUAUAUGAGGCCAAUGAGGACCCUGAUUACUCGAAACUCGCCAAAGUUGAACUGAAGAAGAUGUUUGCUGGAAAAACGAUAAAGACGCUCAAGGAAACAAGCUUAUCAGCAAAUCAAGAGAAGUCCGAGAUGACGAGAAAGACUUGGAAAGUCGUCAAAGGAGAAACUAACAGUGAGCCUGCUCCAAUUAGAGGUGGCCCUGUGGACUUCUCGAGUCUUAUUGUCGAGCUUGGUCCCAUGGAGAUCCGGACUUUCAUCAUAACAUUUUGAAAGAGCUGAUCCCCAAGUAACACUUACUCCUCUCCUCCAAUGCUGAAUAAUGACAUUUUCUCAAACUUCUUCGACUGCCAGUGUUGAUGGCUAACGACACUGAAAACAGCAAGAAAUGAAUCAAGACGGAAGUUUGGAGUAUAUGGUGCAAUUGGUUUGUCAUCAACAGCUCCAAAUUGUUGUCUGGGCUCUUACAUUCCUGUCUGUGAGGUGUAGAAUACUAAUGAAUGAUCUUGAAUAAUUGUCUAUUUAUGUUUACUUCAAUAGAUUGAUAAAAGAAAAACUGAAAUAUAUGUUCACUUUAACUUUGCUUCUACGUUGAGACGCAACAUGGAAGUGUUGGAGAGUGGGCUGUAGCGGGAAUGGAUAUCACUAUCUGUCUUUCCAAUAAGUGAAAAA
Molecule: messenger RNA, 4711 nt
Organism: Sesamum indicum (sesame)
Lineage: Eukaryota; Viridiplantae; Streptophyta; Magnoliopsida; Lamiales; Pedaliaceae
Product: Glycosyl hydrolase family 38 protein
Biological process (GO): mannose metabolic process
Molecular function (GO): carbohydrate binding; alpha-mannosidase activity
Source: RefSeq, a predicted model, not a curated record